This is a messenger RNA of Brassica rapa (field mustard), 8427 nucleotides long. RefSeq names its product molybdenum cofactor sulfurase. Lineage: Eukaryota; Viridiplantae; Streptophyta; Magnoliopsida; Brassicales; Brassicaceae. The record is from RefSeq and is a predicted model, not a curated record.
GAGAAAAUAGAGGGAUUUCACUUUUUCACUCUAUAUUUAGAGCGAAAAAAUGAAAUCCUUCUAUUUUCCCCUCUAUAAUAGAGUAACUCUAUUAUAGAGUAAACCAUUGGAGCAAAACUUACUCUAUAAUAGAGUUACUCUAUUUUUAUGGGAAUUAUAGAGGAAAAAAUAGGUAUGGGUUGGAGAUGGUCUAAUGGGUGCCUCUUUAGCCGAUAAAAGCAGGCACCAAACUUAAUGAAAAUUCACAUAUACUAAAAUGAUAAAAAAAGAAGAAGAUAUAUUUCAUUUUUCACAAAAAAUAAUUACGAUUUUUUUUGAAAAAAUAAUUAAGAUACUCUCUAUCUGAGUUGAGAAGAUAAUUUAUAAUCCGACGUCAGUAACUAGCUAGUUCUUUGAACAUGUGAAACUUUUGCAGCAUGAAGUGCCAUUUUUUCUUCUUGUUCUUUACGUCUUUUCUUCCUUUUUUCCUUUUGAUUUCUUCUCAGUUUGAUAUUUUAUUUUUGUUCAACUUUAGUUGAGAAUCCUUAUAUGAUUUGUGGCUUAAACUACUCUUUUUAUUUUUAAUAGUAGAUACAAAACCUUUCGUCUCCUCUCAACUCUUUCCGUAUUUUGGUGUUGUUGUAAUGUACUAAUCAGCCAAAACGGUUAUAAUUGAAAUCUAGUUGCGCAGCAAUUGGACCCUUAUAAUUAUUCCAGGCUUAAAAAGAAUGACAUUUCAACUCCUCUUGCUGAUGCAUUACCAAAUUACCAAUUAUGCCUUGAGAGUUCCCUUUCUUUGAACGAUGAGAGCAACAAUCCAAUAACAAGACUUUUGAGCACAUCUUAAUUCAAAAUCUCAAGCUUCUACUUAAAUUAAGUGGAAAGCGUUCUAUCGCUUGUAGUUAGUGCACGGUUUAGUAUUAGAGAUAAGUAUAAAGUCUGUAUACGAAUGAAUCGUUAAAAGGAAAUUCUGGAGAUAAUUUACAUAUGUUUAGAAUGUAUAUUACGUAAAUUUUGUUAAUCGUUAGUUGGAUAAGUUCUAAGUCUCAUAACCAACCUUACUUGUUAUAUAUUUCAGAAAAACUUACUUGUUAUGUUUUACCAAAGAAAAAAAAACAAACUUGUUAUGUAAAUAUGCUAAAAGGAUCAACUAUCAAGAUUUACCACUCAAACUCUUCUUCUCAAUAAUGAAAGAAAACCAGACCUUAAAACGAAGAAGAUGAAAUGUAUUUAUUGACGUUUCAAGCUUAAUAUUUUGGAUUACAUUAAGUAUUUUAUUAAUACAAACGAGAAUAACCCUAGCUCGUAGACAGAUGGAUUUAUCACGAAUCAUCUUCAUAACCAAAGCACCCAAAGAUAGUCUUUCGCAAACAUAAUAGUAGUCAAGUUCAAAGUGUUUGAAACACUUGAGAUAAUCUGGAUUAGCAAUGAGAUGAACCCUGGAGAGGUUGUCACAAUAUAGUUCUGGUGUGGCCUGCAAAGGAACAACGAGUUCACGCAUCACCAUGCUGACCCUUUUAGUACGAUACACAUUGACGUCCAUGAAUAUUCAUGAAUAUUGAUUGUUUAGCCACUUCUCCAAGCCAAAAAAAAAACGUAACAAAAAGAAAUAAAUAUAAUUACCAUAUAUAAACAUUACAAAAAUAUAUAUAUUGAUAAGCAUAAAUAAACCCUUAGUCAAACCACUGGACUAAGGUUGCUUCAACGAUAUUGAUAUGUUUUAUUUAAUUAAUAUACUUAUUAACAAAGAAUGUAUACAACCCAAAAAACCAUAUAUGUUAUGCUUUGUAUGUGGAAAUACUUAAUUAUUCACCUCUUGUCCAAGUAAUAAUAAGUUCUUUCCAAUUAUGGUGUCGGUCCAAACAAAUAUAUUACUUGGAUUUUCAUAUUGAAUUCGUCAAUGACAAGGGUUUGCAUUGGUUACAUACAGUGGCGGAACCAGAAACUUUUUUUAUCAGGGGCAUAAUUUUUUUUCAAAUAAGAUUUAAUAUUAAAUAAAUUAUUUAUAUAAAUAAAUAAAUAUUUAUUAUUAAAUAAAGUGAUAAACAGCUGGUAUUUUUAAAUACAUAUUUUUAUUAUUUAUAUGAUUUAACCUAUAACUUAAAUAUUUUUAAUAAAAAAUGUAUAUGGUAUUUGUAAAGAAAGUAACCUAAUCAUGGCUCAUGAGAAAAUAAUAAAAACCUAAUUAUCUCAUCAAAAUAGUUAACCAAUGAAAAACAUAUAACAGAGUUAUUGAACAUCGAAAGUUACUGAACAAACCUCUUUAAAUAGAAUACAAAAAUGCAUUGAAUAUUUUGUCAUGGAUAUUAGUGUACAUGCAAAAUAGGAAACUAUCAAUAAUUUAUUACAACUGAUAAAUAUGAGAUUAAAAAAAAACUGAAAUGGUGAGAUGUGAGGCUUGAGCGAAGAUUUGGUGGGGGCAGGAAGAAAAUUUCAACGGAGGCAAAACAAGCUGAUCUAGUGAAACUUUGAUUAGUUACUUAACGAUUUGGAUAAAUAUUUUGUUUUAUCUGGGGCAGCUGCCCUCCUCUCCAUAGCUCCGCCACUGGUUACAUAUAAAAAUUAACAACCAUAUAGAAACUUGAAAUAUAAGUGUCUGCUUACAUACGUAUCAAACAAACAACAUGAUUAUUCAACUUUGUUAGCAAAUAAUAAGAACAUUAAGGCAUCAUAUAUCAAUUGGACGAUGAAAGAUUGAAAGAUAGUACACGUAUGAUGUAGUACCUAAUAUGAUAUAUAUAACAAUAAAACAGUUCGUUGCAAUAAGGUUAUCAUGAACGUGUUAUGUUUGCAUGGCUGAAAAUUAUAUUUGGAUCUUUAAUGACAAUCUCAAGAUACGACAUCUCCAAAAUUGGGCUAGCUAUCAAGAAAACUAAAGAACAUUGACUAUGGAAUUAAAUCUCCUAUCAUAUUUAAUAUUCACACUGAAGAUGAAUGUGUAAGAUGACAUAACAAUCUCGCUGUGAAUUAUUUUGCUCAAGUUACGUCAAUGUGAUUAUUAAACAUUGAAUGUAGUUACGUCAAUGUGGAUGCUAAACACUGAAAUAUGGUCUUGCAUAACAAACUCAAGUUACGUAAUGUGAAUGUUAAACAUAAAGCAGAGUCAAAGAUUUGAGCAGAUUAUAUAAAAUUGUGUUAUAUAAUCAUUGAACCUUCACUGUGAAUUAUCUUGCUCUGUCUCGAUGGUGUGGUGUUUAAUUUGGUUUGAUGAUUGUGUUUUGUUUGUAGGCAAUACUAUUCACAUUCAAUAAACGCAAGAAAAGAUCACUUUGAGACAAUCAGCUGCCACAUCAUUAUUAACAGGCAUUGUCACCAUCGUUCUCUUGCUUGGAGUCUUAAGUCUGAUAACUCUUCUAUGACAGACUCGAGAGACGUCACUUUGAUAACAGUCAUGCACGUAAGUUCUUAACUUAAUCUCUCAAGAGCCAUUACUGUCAACAUUAUUCACAUUCAAUAAACGCAAGAAAUGUCAGUGUCACUAUGAGACAAUCAGAUGCAACAUCCUAGUUAACAGGCAUUGUCACCAUCGUUCUCCUGCUUGGAGUCUUAAUUCUGAUAGCUAUUGUAUGACAGAAUUGAGGUAUGUCAGUUUGAUAACAGUAAGCCAGUAAGGCAGGUCGUUGAUGUUUUCUUGUAAAGUAUUAACAAAAGCUGUUCGUUAACAAGUUUGUUGUCGGAUGCAUUACGAUUUGAUACGUCAGAUUAUUUAAAGUGGUGGUCAUUAAUUGGGUUGCCGAAGGAAGACGAUGACGAUUUCGAGAGAUGCAAAGAGGAGGUUGACGACUUAGACGAAAAAGAAACUCUGGUGUGACUGUCUGAGGCCUUCAUGUCACAGGUUCGAAGUUGGAAGAAGAAGCUCUGUGAGGAAGCGGCAGAGACAUUAGGUUCAGAUUUUUUUAUGGUUUUGAUUUUCUUAAAGCCAAAUCUAAUUUAUAAAUUGAAUUUAUUUAUUUUAAAAUUUUAUUUAAUUAAGAGUUUAUUGUAAUUUUUUUUUGAAAUAAAUAUAUAUUAGUUACACUUUAUUUUGUAACAAAGUUGCCACGAAAAUUAUCAUAACAAAACAUGAGAUUUUCGCCACUGAAUGUUUGUGGCAAAAUCGUAGUUGUUUUACUACGACUUUGACGCGGUCCAAAUUUGCUAGCCAUAUUUUUCGUGGUAUUUCGUGCCUAAAUCUUCGUAUAGCCACAAAAUUUGGUUCAUACCCACGAUUUUUUUUGUCUAUAACCUGUUUUUUACUAGUGUCAGUAAUUAGUAAUUACUAACCAAAUCCACAAAUUUUGCUAUAUUUUGUAUUUACCAUCCCUUCCUUCGUAUAAGUACCUCUUCCUUCGUAGUCAUCCUCACCCUUUCCUAAUCAACAUCACCUUCUCCAUAACCACCACCAUCAUUAUAACCGUUACGACCAUAAAAAAUAAUGAAAGUAUGAGGGGUGCGACCAACAGAAAUAGUUUGUUUUAUUUUUUCUUUUUAUAUUGUGUAGCUUAGCAUGUAAGCAUUGUAAAUAUAAGGAAGCAAAAGGCGAAAAGAAAACACUUUCUUGACCAUUAAAUCUUACGCGUUCUUAAAAGAAAACUGGGGGAAACAAUACAAAGUGAAAUGCAGAGUCUUUUCUUGAUAGUAAUCAUUAUUCCCGGCUAAUUUUCCUUUUUAGUCUUUACACUUUUUCAAUAUAAACAGAAAAAACAUCCAUCGUACCAUAUUUCAAUAAGUAGUUACACUAUAGCUAUUUCAUAUAAGUAUGCAACACCUACACAAGUAAAAUUCAACCACAGCUCUACAAAAAGCUUAGUCAUUGAGAGCACAAUAAAAAAACGUGGUUCAAUAAUAUUUUUCUAACAUUUUACCACCUUACAUGAACAUUUGCAUCACAUUAUACAUUUUCUAAAUGUUCUUUGCGCAUUUUCAAAAGUAAGAAAUUUUUAUCAUAGUCAUAGAUAUAAGCAUACACAACGUCAAUCUAAUGCGUUGUAGAAACAUUCAUCACACCAUAUUAUUUAACCACUCCAAUAAUCUUACUUGACACCAAAUUAUCUGCAAGAAUUUAAUGCUUUAAUGAUUUAGGUCUUCCCCAAACUUUAAACUUAAUAUACUACAUAUUUCUAAAUAAUGCCAGAUAUGGCAUAAUAGAUCAGAAAAGCACAUUUGUAGCGGUUUAUUAGCACAUGAGUACAUUAGCACUAUUAUCUAAUUAUUAUAUAUGUUUUCAAGUUUUAGCUUGAAAGUUUCAAUAUAAGUUUUGCCAUACUCCAAUACAUUAUUUAUAGUUUAAAUUUAAAAUAUCAAUACUAUUAAAAGAGAAGAAGUCUAAAAAAAUCUACCUAUGAAAGUUGUUUGGACCCUUUGGUUACACUUACUUUUUUUUGGUCCUAUAAUUAAUUACUCUAAUUAUACAUCAUUAAUAACUCUAACAACCUACGAAAAAUUGUGAUGUUCGCGAGAUAUUAAUUGUCUUACCAUAAAAAGUUAACGAACACUCCUAAUUUCGUGGGAUCACAAUCAUUGUGAUAUGUGUUGGAUAUUAAUAUCACUAAGAUCACAAUCAUAUUAAAGCUAAAAUAAUUUUUCAUAUUUAUACAUGUACUAAUAAUAUCACUAAAUAUUGUAUCAUGACAUCUUAUAUUGUUUCAAAUAUUUAUAAAAUUAAAUUUGAUAAAUCACAAAUCAUAUGUUAAAAUAAAAUUAUAUUUAAAUUAUGUUAAAUUAAUUUUUAUAGAAUGUAUUAUAAUAAAAAAAAUAUUAAUAAAGUUUAAAAACUAUGAGAAAUCUUACAAAUAUGUUUUAUUGAAUUAGUUAAAAAAAAAUUAUCAAAUAAAUAUUAAACCAUAUCAAUUUAACAAAUGUAAAACUUAUAAAAUACACACAAAAUAUAAUGAGAAAAUAGGUUUGGGUACUCAAGUAUUCGGAUCGGUUCCUUUCUAUUUUGGUUAUUUGGAUUCUACACAUUUGGACCUAAAUAGAUAUUUGAUUUUUUUUAUUCAGGUUUAGAUGGGUUCUUUCAUGUUCGGAUUAGUUUGAAAUCAUAAUUCAAAUACAUGUAAAAUACAUGUAAUAUUUGAAUAUGUAGCAUGGAUAGGUCGGUUCAUAUAUUUAAGUUUUGACAAAGAUCAGAAGUACCUGAAAACCAGAAAAUUGAUAGCGGGUUAUUAACGGGUUUUGGCUUUUACCGUAUUUUUAUCAUAUUUUGUUUUAUUAAAUUCAAAACAGAACUAUAUACAGAUUAUUGAAUCUAUCGGUUUGACUAUAUGUUUGGAUUGUAUAUGAAAAUACUAUUUACAAUUCAAACAUUAUAAUAGAGAAAUUUUAAAAUCAUUUAUUCCUAAUAAAAAGUAACAAACUUAUUCAAAUUUUAUCAAACGGUCAACAAAAAAUAUUCGCGCUUGGCAAGCACGGAUCAAAAUCUAUUAUUAAUUAUAAAUAUAUAAUAAUAUAUAUAUAUAUAUCCGUGAUUUUCCUUAAUGAAAUGGUGAAAGACAAAAGAAACAAGCUUUUGUCUUAGGUGCGCUACUUUACCACUUUAGACUUUAGCUAUAUUUAACACAAGCUAGGCUCAUGACUUAACAAUUACAAAACAAAUCAAAUCUUUUUACACCAAACCAAAACGAAAAUGCACCGACCAUUUUCCGGUGAUUCACCACCACUAAACUGCCUUCACGGCUUCUUCUCGUCGUCAUCAAUCCCCGGAGACGUCACCUCCUCCGAUCCACCACAAGGUCCAACUCCCACCGUCACUUCCGCCACUCUCCGCCGUAAUUUUGCCCAGACCACCGCCUCCACUAUUUUCCCGGAGACCCAUUUCACCGACCCGAACUCACUUCCUUCCCUUCAAGAAUCCUUCUCCCACUUCAUCCAAGCUUACCCUAACUACACCGACACUUACGGUAUCGACCGUAUCAGAUCCGACCACUAUUUCCACUUGGGUCUGACACAUUACACGUGUCUUGAUUACAUAGGAAUCGGUUUAUACUCUUACUCACAGUUACUCAACUACGACCCUUCCACUUACCAGAUCUCCUCUUCCUUGUCUGAAAGUCCCUUCUUCAGUGUUUCUCCCAAGAUCGGUAACUUAAAAGAGAAGCUUCUCCACGAUGGAGGUCAAGAAACAGAGUUCGAGUACUCUAUGAAGAGAAGAAUCAUGAGCUUUCUCAAGAUCUCCGAAGAAGACUACUCGAUGGUCUUCACCGCCAAUAGAACUUCUGCGUUCAGGCUCGUCGCCGAGUCUUACCCGUUCUCAAAACGGAAGCUGUUGACGGUUUACGACUACGAAAGCGAGGCCGUAGACGAGAUCAACAGGGUCUCAGAGAAACGUGGAGCCAAGGUAGCUGCAGCGGAGUUCUCAUGGCCAGGAUUGAGAAUCUGCUCGUCUAAGCUGAGGAAGAUGGUCACUGCUGGCAAAAGCGGAAGCACUAAGAAAAAGAAGAAGAAGGGUGUUUUCGUAUUUCCACUUCAUUCUAGGGUUACUGGAUCGAGGUAUCCCUAUCUAUGGAUGAGUGUGGCGCAAGAAAACGGGUGGCAUGUGAUGAUCGAUGCUUGCGGUUUGGGACCAAAGGAUAUGGACAGUUUCGGUCUUUCGAUAUAUAAUCCUGACUUCAUGGUGUGUUCGUUCUACAAAGUGUUUGGAGAAAACCCUUCAGGAUUCGGUUGCUUGUUCGUCAAGAAAUCGACUAUUCCGAUUCUUGAAUCUUCCACUGGUUCGGGUAUGGUUAACCUCGUACCUACUGACGAUCCGAUUUCAUUACACGCUUUGGAGAUCAGCCGGACGCGAACAGAAUCUGAAGAAGUAGAUAGCUGUAGCUCUGGAAUCGAAUUUAGAGGUCUAGAUCAUGUGGACUCACUUGGGUUGGUAGCAACGGGGAACAGAUCAAGAUGUUUGAUCAAUUGGUUGGUAAGUGCUCUCUACAAACUUAAACAUUCUACAACUAACCGUCUAGUUAAAAUCUACGGUCCAAAAGUUAAUUUUAAUAGAGGACCAGCGGUUGCGUUCAACCUAUUUGACCAAAAGGGAGAGAGAAUCGAGCCUUUUAUCGUGCAGAAGCUAGCUGAUUGCAGUAAUAUCUCUCUCGGACAAGGGUUCCUGAAGAAAAUCUUGUUCGAAGAGGAGUAUGAAGGGGUGAAAGAUAGAGUUCUUGAGAAGAGGAAGAACGAACAGGGGAUCUCUGUUCUCACUGCCGCGUUAGGGUUUCUCGCGAAUUUUGAAGAUGUUUAUAAGCUUUGGAUUUUCGUUGCUCGGUUUUUGGAAUCAGGGUUUGUGGAGGCGGAGAGUGUGAGAUGUGGAGUUCAUGUUUUUGAGCAUAAGAGCCGUGAAGUAGUGUAGUCUUUGUAAUAAGAGUUCUUGUACUUGUAGUCAAAGUUCAGAUUCGGUUAAACCAGUUUGGUUAUAAGUUGUGUAACUUUUAACCAUGAACUUUGCUAUGUUUGUUGUUUCAUUACCAAUAAUAAUUAAUAAACUUA